AUGGAUGAAACGAAUGACAAUGGGCGACGGCUUCCAGCUUGUGAAAGGUGUCGAAUCAGGAAGACAAAGUGUGAUUCACAGCUCCCAUCGUGCUCCAACUGCGUGAAGGCUAAGGUGGAAUGUAUGAACAAAGAUAAAGUUUUGGGCAAAGCUGUCACAAGAGGUUAUGUUUGGUCUUUAGAAGAGCAUAUUCGGGCCUUUCGAGGUGAGCAAGAUCAUUUUGAACAUCAUUCAGAAGCGACACAGCAUGCACGCAAACGACCUAGGUUGUCAAGUAAUCAAAAUGAUUUGAAAGAUCAAUUUGCAUUACCAAUAUCCAGCGAAUCUCCUUCAUUAGCUCAACAGUCUUCAUGUCUGACAAGUUCUGAAGGUAGACUCUCACCACCUUCUUUGCGUGAAGAUAAUGAGGACUCUGUCCGAGACACAAUGGAUAAAUUGUUCACAACAACUUUUGAGGAAGGAAAUUACACAUGCGUAAGUGAUAAUCUUGACCGUCAAAUCCGCCAAUAUUCAAAUCCUUCUUCUAGACGAAGUGCAAGGGAAAUAAAUAUUGAGAAGGAGAACAUGGCUAAUGCUAGGCUUGGGCAGGAUUUCUUAAAGCAGGGCCGUCGGAACAAUUUAAGAAAUAGAGUUACAGAUAUUACAGCUUAUGAUUAUGAUUUAGUCACUCGAUUGGCAAAAAGAUAUUUCAAAUGGAUGAAUAGUGCCCAUCCGGUACUACAUGAAUGUAUGUUUCAUCUUCAACUAGAGAGAUACCGGAGGAACCCCAAAGAAGCUGCUUUAGUAGACCGUUUUCAGGUAAAUAUGGUCAUAGCCAUUGCACUUGCUUCAAUUAGGCGACCCCAUCUGUCUAUUUCAGAGAUUGGACGAAUAGCACAUGAUUUCUGGAAAUCAGCGACAGAGCUUCGAGUCCGAGUGCUAUUUGGUUAUGGAAUUGAAAAACUUCAAAACAUUUUACUAUUAUUACAGUAUACUUUAUUGGUUCCUAAGGCAGGAAAUUUGUGGCAACUUGCCGGAUUGGCUAUAAGGUUUGCAACUGAAAUGGGGCUCUAUGCUGAGCCAAAUCCCUCACAAGAUUUUGAUCCCCUUAGUUUGGACCUUCGUCGACGUAUAUUCUGGACGUGUUACUGCAUUGACCGAAUUCUCUCAACCGUGAUGGGAAGGCCUAUUGGAAUUCCUGAUUCUUGGAUAUCUGCUAAAUGUCCAGCAUUGGUUGAAGAUAGGCUAGUUACCGUUCAUGGAAUACUUUCGGGUCCUCAAUGCUACCUUAAAGUCGCUCAAAUUCAACAAAUUCGUAUAUACCGACUACAAUCAGAAAUUCAUCAAUACUUAUAUGCGCCCUCAAAUCUGAAAAAGUUACCACAAGAAGAUAUCACUACUUGGAGUUGGCAGAUGUAUGACCAACUUAGACUUUGGCGUAGUAGUUUUUGUCUUCCCACGCCAUUAAUAACGAAGGAGUGGACAGAGUUAGAAUUUCAUAUCGCCGUUGUUUUACUUUUCCGCCCAUCUCCUAAUCGCACAAAACUAUCUAAUGAAGCACUACAUGUUGCGUUCCACUCUGCCGGUGAGGUAAUGAAACUAGUGAAAACUAUGCAUAGAGAAUUAUCUGCAGUUUUCUCAUGGCUUACUGUACAAAACCUCUUUAUGUGUGGGUUAACGUUUGUUAAUUCAUUGAAAGAGCUUGUUGAGAGACGAAACUCGCAUCAAUUAUGUAUAUCGUUUGUUGAGAUUUUUCUACAAAUUCAAUCUUGCACUGCAAUGCUUGAAACCUUAUCUGCUUUAGAGGCAGGAGCUAAUGAGCGAAUAAGAAAUGCCUUUGAAAUGAUCUCGUCAAAUGUUCUUAAAUAUAUUACUAGUAUCGCACCUUCUUUACCACAAUACGAUAGUCAUGAAAGAUGCAUCUGGAGCCAAAUUGCAAAAUUAGAUAAUCUUUCCAUAUCAAGACCAACACAAAUUCAAAAUGCUUCAAUUCCAGUUCAGGAAUAUUCAACCGUUCUACAAGAAACUGAUAUUCAAGGCCAGGAAAGCUGUUGUAAUGGCUAUUACAAUAAGCAUUACUCUGAACAUGACAUUGAUGCGUCCACGAGUAACCAUAUGCUUGAUAUUCCGAUCGAUACGGACGCGUAUACUGUGAAGGGAGGCCGCCCAUCUAAUAAUUUAGUUACUUCAGAUCAAACAUUUAAUGUAUCGAAUGAUAAAAAUCAGGCCCCUCAUAUUCUGGACUAUCAGUUAAAUCAAGAAACUUCAGGUUUCAGUAAUUCUACGCGGUCCCUCGCCACAUUUGAAGACCCAGCUAUGGAUGGGUUGGCUGUAAUUUCCAAUGUUGCUGCUGAAGCCGAACCAUUUCGUGAUUUGGACACAGUACCUGAUUGGUCUGAAUCUAAUUUGGACGCCGAAUUAGAGCGUUGGUUCCUUUAUCCUUUACUGGAGGCAAAUGAGCAAUUUUUUCCAGUCAAGAUGUUUGGACACUGA
Molecule: messenger RNA, 2472 nt
Organism: Debaryomyces tyrocola
Lineage: Eukaryota; Fungi; Ascomycota; Pichiomycetes; Serinales; Debaryomycetaceae
Source: the annotation of a GenBank genome assembly